Molecule: messenger RNA, 1244 nt
Organism: Anopheles arabiensis
Lineage: Eukaryota; Metazoa; Arthropoda; Insecta; Diptera; Culicidae
Gene: Naa80
Product: N-alpha-acetyltransferase 80
Exons: 3
Coding region: 315-830 (171 amino acids)
Biological process (GO): protein acetylation
Cellular component (GO): cytoplasm
Molecular function (GO): N-acetyltransferase activity; acetyl-CoA binding
Source: RefSeq, a predicted model, not a curated record
CAUUUCAUAACUGGCUGGUGGUUUGUUUUGUUAUGAAUGUUGUUCUUUUCUUUGCUUAAUUUUCAUACGCAAACCGCAUUGAGUAGAAGAGAUCAAUGUCGAGAAUAACAGAGAAGUGAGUUUAUUCCGGAACAAAACCCAACUCUCCUGCUGCCUACUGAUGACUACGUACACCGUCUCAGGGUGGUGUGCGUGUGCGUACAAUUAUUUUUAGCACCAUAUGAAUCUGUGAUGUAGCCUCGUUCGGACACCCUGAAAUCCCGUCCCGUUACAAAAAAAAGCAACUACUGUACGAUUGAAGUUGAGUCGCAGGCAUGACGCUACCACCUCCUCAACCUGUAAUAAGCGAACCGUACAAAGUGGUUCCGAUCCACAAACACCGUGAGCUGAUGGACCAGUGCAUAGCACUAAUAAAUUCGGAAUGGCCUCGAUCAUACACCGCCCGGCUGUGGAGUUUGGAAUCAUCGAAGGAAACACUACCGACCAGCUUCGUGCUGACGACGACGGACAUAAAAGAUGAAACCAUCGUGCUAGCUCAUGCCAAACUCUCUCCCAUUCCUGCGGAUCGGGAGGCUGUGUUUGUGGAAAGCGUAGUGGUUACCCGGGAGCGGCGUGGCCAAGGAAUUGGGAGACUGUUGAUGCAAGAAGUGGAAAAGCAUUGCUUCCACAAGCUGCAUCUUAAGAAAAUUUACCUUUCCACGAUUGACCAGCAAGCAUUUUACGCGAAACUUGGAUACAAACUAUGCAGUGCAAUUAACAUUUUCGGGUCACGUCCCACGCUUAACAAGAGCACCAAGAAAAUAUGGAUGUUCAAGAGUGCGGAUAGUUAGAGCUACUUAAAGACGGGUACUAGGAACACAAUUGUAUUUAUUCUCGUAUGUUGAUAAGUGCUUAGCCUGCAGUAAGUCUGGUAUUGUACUGCUGGGCCUUUGUAUAGAUUAAAGAUGCUAUUUAUUUAGAUAAAAUUCAACAGUAUAGAAACCAUUUGACUCCGUGAAACAGUCUCUCGUGGUUCGCAGCGAGCCGUAUCAUGUUUUGGCGGUUCGAAAGGUGUGAUAAAAAUAGGUACUCGAAUAACUCCCAUCAUCACGGUGUGUACAGGGCUGUUUCACGAAGCUAAUACCAACCGUACGGUAACAUAUGGUUUAUAUUGCGAUAUGUUUUUUUAGGAUCAAUCAUGGCUGAAUUCAUUUCUAAAGCUUAUCCUAAACCACAUUACAUACACGUUUUGAUUUGGAGCAAUA